AGUAGCCUCGUUUCCAUGGUGACCAUAUUAAACACCGCUAACAGGAAAAUGUCUGCCCAGGCUUCGUGUCCGGAGCAGGAGGACUUUGAGGACUUCUUCACCGUGUUCGACGGCUCCUCUCCGGAGGACGCGUCCCACGCCCGGCAGCUGUGGAGCUCGCUGGCUCUCCUGCCGCCGCUGGAGUCCCGGCUGGUGUCAGCAGAGAUCCGACAGAGGCUGCCGGUGUCCCGGCCUGCUCCCGGACCCAAACAGUCCUCACCGGAGCCGCCGAGUGUCCCGGCGGUCCGGCAGAGACAGGCGGAGAGACGGCGGUAUGAGGCCAUGGCCGCCAAGAGGAGGGAGAUCCUGGCUCUGCUGAGGAGCCAGAGGGAGCAGAGGAUCCAGAAGGAGCUGCUCUCCGUGGCCUUCAAACCCAGGGCCAAGUUCGGCAGAGAGAAAACGCUGAAGCUGCACAAACCUUCAGACUCGGAGGAGGACGAGGAGCUGGUCCUGCAGCUGCCGUAGACCCAAACUCUGACUCUGAAGUGUUGAUUUAUUGAGGCUUAAAGCAGAGCAGAUAUGUCAGAAUUAAACACGAGUUUACCGCCAACUGUUCUGUUUACAAACGGCAGAAAUGGAAUUAAUA
Messenger RNA from Scatophagus argus, 625 nucleotides. It is a transcript of the gene hoatz, whose product is annotated as HOATZ cilia and flagella associated protein. NCBI's taxonomy places the organism in Eukaryota, Metazoa, Chordata, Actinopteri, Scatophagidae. The transcript has a single exon. Bases 16 to 504 code for a protein of 162 amino acids. The record is from RefSeq and is a predicted model, not a curated record. Gene Ontology annotation, biological process: cilium assembly.